AUGGCCUCAACAACUACAGACGUUACUCCCCCUACGGGGCCCUCCUCCGAAAGGACAGGCCCAAAUUCAUCACAACGUGGAGGCCAUAGGGGUCGUGGUAGGCGUAGUGGCAGUGGCCCCGGAGGAGCAGGAGAAGGUCGAGGUGGUUCCCGCAAACCCCGCGGCGACCGCAGUGGAAGAGGAGGCCGUGACGGACGCCAGCAGCACCAAAACAAACCCCAAGAUGGUGUACCGGAGGAUGAGCAGCGACCAGAGUCAAGGGCUAGUGUUUUGGCUGGUCCUGCUGCGCCUCAAGCAACAGCCGUGGUUAAGCCAGAUGCCGAUGACGUUGCUUCAGACGCGGAUUCUCCGGUUUGCUUUAUUUGUGCAGAUCCAGUCAUUUACUCUGCCAUUGCGCCGUGCACUCAUACUACCUGCCACAUAUGUGCGCUGCGUAUGAGAGCGUUAUAUAAGAAUAGGGCUUGUGCCCAUUGCAGGACAGAGGCGGAGUGGGUAAUAUUCUCAAAGCUUGAGGAAAAGAAAUUCACAGAUUUCACGGCAUCAGACAUUGUCUCGGCAAACGAAGCCCUGGGAAUUAAAUUUGACGAUAAAGCCAUUGAAAGCGACACAAAUCUUCUAUUGCACUACAAUUGUCCUGCAGACGAUUGCACUCGAGCGUGUCGAGGUUGGCCGGACUUGCAUCACCAUGUCAGGAGUGCUCAUUCAAGUGUUCUAUGUGAUCUCUGCGUUCGAAAUAAAAAGGUUUUUACGCAUGAGCAUACACUUUUCACCCAGCAAGAGCUCCGCAAGCACGAAAGGACAGGUGAUGAUCAACCAGGCUCCGAGAAUCAAAGUGGAUUCAAAGGCCACCCAGAGUGCGGUUUCUGUCGGCAACGAUUUUAUUCCUCCGAUGAACUCUUUACUCAUUGUCGGGAUAAGCACGAGCGCUGCCACAUAUGUGAUCGGAGAAAUCCAACGGCGCAACAGCAGUAUUACAUCGACUACAAUGCGCUCGCAGCUCAUUUUACGAAAGACCACUUCAUGUGUGCAGAUGAAGAGUGCAUGGAGAAGAAGUUCAUUGUUUUUGAGAAUGAAGUUGACCUAAAAGCACAUCAACUUGAAGUACACCCUAAUGGACUCUCAAAGAAUGCAAAAAGGGAUGCAAGGAGGAUUGAUCUUAGUCAAUUCGCGGAGCCUCGGAGUAACGAUAGAGGUGGGAACCGUCGCCGCCGCAAUGAUGGUCGUGGGCAACAAGAACGAGAGGAGGCUCCAAUAAGGACUGAACAACAAAUGACCAGAGCUGAAUUGGCAUAUCAUAGAACAUUGGCUGUACAGAGUGCCCAGUCCACAACCCAGAGGACAUUUGGGGGACAAUUAACGGAGCCGGCAUACGCUGCUAGAGCACCACCACCCUCUACAGCAGCGGGACCAGCAGCGCAGCCUGUGGCUGCCACUACAAGCCAAGCACCCCCCGCGCGUCCUCCAGCACGGCCCGCUGAGCCAUCCCCAGCGGUAGCAGCGGCGGCGGUGGCCCGGGAUGCGUUCCCGCCUUUGGCGAGGCCGAGUCUGCCCGUCUCAAGACCAAGCCCACCCGUUUCACGGCCGAGUCCACCGACUGCAGCUGCAUCUUCUAGUGCUACUCGAGGCCCAAUCACUAAUGCUGGUAGGGGUGCACCGGUUACAGAUGACGUUAAGAGGAGACAUGCUGCACGGACAUUAGCAGAACUUGCCGAUCUUUUUGAAGACGAGCCAAAACGCCAAGGACUUCUCAAGGCGUGGAACGACUGGAAAGUCAUUAAUGAAGAUUAUCCCCCCUUUGCUGGCGCCUCUUCCUCUGGUUCUGGAGGCACGCAAAACUCUCGUGUACUUAAGGUCAAGUCCUCAACGUCUCAUUCAGCGCGAUCCACCACCGCCCGCCAGGGCGCCUGGGGAGCCGCUGCAGUAGUUCCAUCAUCUUCAUCUGCAUCCUUUUCUUCCGCCCCUUCUUCCGCAUCUGGCCCUGCACCGCGAUCGGCGAACCGUCAAGGCCCUGGCGCACAUGCCCCAACACCUUGGGUAGCGCCUAGUGCCCCCGCUCGACCGGCAGCGUCGGGUCCUUCUGUUGUUGCUGGACCUUCAAGAAAGGUGGGUAAGGAUGAGUUCCCAAGUCUACCCACGAAGCCGCCGCCACCACCGGGAUGGGGCCCAAUCAAGAAGAAGGAUCCGUAUGCGGCUUAUAACGGUGCCCCUCCUCCGCAGGUAGGCGCAUGGGGAGGAGGAGGAGGAAGCGGGGGUGAACAGAGUGCUGAUCCUAGUGAGAGCGAAGAAGUCGGCGGGAGCAGCAAUGCAGGGAAGAAGAAGAAGGGCAAGCAGAAGCAGAUCCUGUUUCAUGUUGGACUAUAG
Morchella importuna is the source of this 2361-nucleotide messenger RNA. RefSeq lists its product as uncharacterized. Gene Ontology annotation, molecular function: ribosome binding; ubiquitin protein ligase activity. The transcript is spliced from 7 exons. NCBI's taxonomy places the organism in Eukaryota, Fungi, Ascomycota, Pezizomycetes, Pezizales, Morchellaceae. The record is from RefSeq and is a predicted model, not a curated record. The coding region runs from base 1 to 2361 and encodes 786 amino acids. Gene Ontology annotation, biological process: rescue of stalled cytosolic ribosome; protein ubiquitination.